Messenger RNA from Bombus terrestris (buff-tailed bumblebee), 1733 nucleotides. RefSeq lists its product as uncharacterized. The coding region runs from base 275 to 1207 and encodes 310 amino acids. Lineage: Eukaryota; Metazoa; Arthropoda; Insecta; Hymenoptera; Apidae. Gene Ontology annotation, cellular component: membrane. The transcript has 3 exons. The record is from RefSeq and is a predicted model, not a curated record. Gene Ontology annotation, biological process: sensory perception of taste.
UUUAAUUUAAUUUAAUAUAACAUUAUAAUUAUAUUAAUAAUAAAAGUGUGUAGUAUUUAAUACGAGCUAAAUAUCAUUGAUCAAUUACAAAAUAGUGAUUGUAUAUCUACUGUUGCUACUCAUAAAUCGAGUGUUGUAAAGCUCCUAGUUAAUUAUUCAAUAUCAACUAACAUGCAAGUGAAACUAUUGAUAAGUUUAAUACGCUAAUGUAAUAUAAUGCGGAUUACGAUUUCAAUCUAUUUAGUUGAAACUUUUACCGCGAAGAAACAUAAUCAUGAAGUUGUUCUGCCCUUCUAAUAUUUACCAAGAAUCUUGGUUAUUGUUGAGUAUAACGAAAUUAUUAGGUUUAUAUCCUAUCAAAUUUUUCAGAAUUGCAUUUCCAAAUUAUUUAUAUGUAUCUAUACUAGUGGCGCUUUAUUGGUUUUGUCAUUGGCAGUUUUUAUAUUAUAUAUUUGACAUGUUUGAUAAAUUUCGUUCUAUAAAUGACACGUUUUUACUUAGAUAUGUUCGAGUUUACUUAAAUGUACUUUCGUAUCCUAUAAUAAUAAUUUCAAGUAUGUACAAAUGCUCAAAAGUAAAAGAAGCAUUCGAACAGUUAGAUACCGUUGAUGAAAGCGCAAAGUUCUUAAAUAUAGAGAUCGAUCAUUCUUUAUGUAUGAAAAAUGAUAUUGUUAGAAUAACUACUGCGAUAUUUGUAGUACUAACUUGUAAUUUAAUGGAUUACUAUGGAUUAUUGGAUAACGAUUCAAGCUUUAUAUAUCUUCUUAUAUGGGUAAUUGAUAGAUUACCCGAUUUUGUUUGCGUAAUAGUAAUAUGUUCUUUUACUGUAUUUAUGUAUAAAAUUGAGAUUAGAUUUAUACAAAUAAAUACGAUAUUAAAUAUUAUUACAAAAGGAAAACAUUUCAUUUCUAUCUCUGAGAUGUCCGAUAUGAACAAUGUUUCCAGAUAUAGAUUAUUAAAAUGGCUUCGAUUCGAAUUACACAAAACAAUGUCACUUUUAAAUGAAGCAUAUAGUUUUCGAUUCAAACUCAUGACAAUAAUAUACAUUGGAUAUAUAUGUCUACAUGUGUGUAUCAUCUAUAACCAUACUUUUAACACAUUUUAUGCACCUGAUGUGAUACUGAGUUUUACAUGGAGCACCAUUGAUUUAAUCAAACUUGUCUACUUAAUUCAUAUAUAUGGCAAUCUAACGCUAGAGGUAAUUUAAAAAUAUUAUUGUUCAUAUAAGUUAAUUACAUUUCCUUGUUAUAUUUUGAUUUUUCAGCAUAAUUAAAGGAAUAAAUAAAUAAAAAUAUGUAUUAAACUUUAUCCUCAAAUAAAUUUCAAAUAUUUUAUAAGAAUAGUAAUCUUAACAAUUUUUUAAAUUCAUGCGCUUGUAUAGAUACCAACUGAUUAACAAUAAAGUUACAAAGCACACCAUCUUUUAUUAAAGAAGUGGAAAUAUUCAACCAGUUACUCGUCGUUCACCGCUUAUUCAACUAUUUCAGUAAUUCUAUUAUAAUAAUAAAUACAUGGUGGAACAAAAUAUAUUCGUAUUUUUACUUAAAUGUCCUCUUUACAAUGUUCUAAUUUUUUAUUAUGACGUGUCUCGUCAGCGUGCAUUAAGCGCAUGCGCAAUGCCACCUUACGUGGCAUCGGCAGCAGUCACUAUUGCAGCGAAAUAUAUUUUCUUCAUUUAGUGUAAACAUUUGUGGAAAUAUUAACUUUUGUUAUGGUUCAAGUACGUUUAAUGA